Molecule: messenger RNA, 516 nt
Organism: Grosmannia clavigera kw1407
Lineage: Eukaryota; Fungi; Ascomycota; Sordariomycetes; Ophiostomatales; Ophiostomataceae
Exons: 1
Coding region: 1-516 (171 amino acids)
Source: RefSeq, a predicted model, not a curated record
AUGGCCGACCCUCCACGGCCAAAUCCGCUUCAUAGGACCAAAAAAAAAGUACAGCAGAAGCGAAAACAAAACAACAAAAACCGCUCGCUCCUUCUAGUCUUGUGGCUCGUAAUUAUUCCAAGGGUCCAUUUCCACAGCUACCCUGCCCUCAACCUCCCCAUCUCCGUCUCCUCCGUCCUCCAUGUCGCCGCCUCCUCCGACCCCUACGCCACCUCUUCCUCCCCGGGCAGGUCUCCUCGCAGCAGCACCUACCACUGCCUGCCAGACAUCAGCCACCACCGCCCGCCAGACGUCAUCCACUACCCCCACCACCGUCACCACGGUCUCCGACAACCGCACGACGCCCUGAAGCGGCCACAUCAGGACCGUCUUCACCCAGCGCGCCGAGCUCCCGAGCCACUCGGUCACCGGGUGCCAGUGACUCUCCAGCCCCUGACGGGGCUCUGGUCCUACGAUCCAGGCCAGACCGGCCCGGACUUUCUCUGGCUCAACGCACAGAGAAACCAAGGCAAUUAG